Molecule: messenger RNA, 9952 nt
Organism: Aplysia californica (California sea hare)
Lineage: Eukaryota; Metazoa; Mollusca; Gastropoda; Aplysiida; Aplysiidae
Product: serine-protein kinase ATM
Exons: 60
Coding region: 444-9857 (3137 amino acids)
Biological process (GO): DNA repair
Molecular function (GO): protein serine/threonine kinase activity; protein binding
Source: RefSeq, a predicted model, not a curated record
GGUUGAUUGGUCGAGGUUUCGGUUUUAGUCAAGACAAAUAACCUCCUUGGUUUUAGUUCAAACAGUAGGCCUACUGUCACAGACUAGCAUUUAUAAUCUGCAUUCACGUUUAAUUAACUUUAAUAAUAAUGGAGGUGGGAGACCCCAGAGAUGUAAGAGGGCGGGGGUGGGGGUAUACGUCCGACCGAAGAACGCGCCUCCGCCUCAUUGGCUUUGGCCUAUGGUUGGUUUUCUUGGAACCAACAUAGAAUCUUUGGAAAUAAGAAAACGAGAGUUAAAUCCCUUCCAAGGGAGACGACUACUGCCGCCACUUUUUGCAAGAUGCAAAAUAAAAACCAGUGUUCUUCAUCCGUCUCUCACACAAUCAAAGAGCAAUGUUUUGAGUUGUUUCAAAGUGAAAUCUAUGGGUGAUUUUGUCUUAGAGUGACAUCACAACCAGAGAGAUGGACGGCCUGUCAGAUGUGUACAGCUGCCUGAGGGCCCUUGACGCCAGCAAAGUAACUGAGAGAAAGAAUAAUGCUGCAAAGCUGCAAAAUCUGCUGAGUAAUUCAUCAGUUGUUGAGACUUUAGAUGACAACUCAGACAAUCAUAGUCCCGGUAGUAAGACGCUGACCUGGAAUGUUGUCUUAAAGGGUGUAAUGAAAUAUGUGGACCUAGAGACAUCCCUCCUGCAGACUGCCAAGGAGAGCCAGUCGGCCGCCACCUUGAACAACAGGGAUAAGAAGAAGCUUGAGCUGGCUGCUCUCUUCAUGUUUGUCAUCCGGACAGCAAAUGAACGUGGCCCCAGACUCCGACUUGAUUGGAUCAUGAACUGGAUACGGAAUGCCCUCUGUGAUGAUUAUAUGCGUGAAGCUUUUGGUCUCGAUUUCAGUAAUGUCUUGCUCAAGCACGUUCUACGAGUGAGGUCGUAUUGGCUGGAAAUCUCCUCCAAAGAAUGGAGAGAUCUGCUGACGCUGUAUUGCAAACUGUAUGAGGAAGGGUUUCUACGCCAGGAUCUGUGUGCAAAAGUCAUCAAGAAGUUGAUACAAGGCAGCGUUUUGCAAGGAGAAGUUUCUCCACGCAAACUGUUCUCUUUUUUUUCCAGAGUUUUGCAACAUUUCAGAGACUUGCAGGCUGCGUCAAUCGUGGAGAAUGUUUUGUCGUCGUUGACCACGUUUUGCCAUGCUAUAGCCCCAGCCUGUCCUGCUCAGCUGUGUGAGUUUGCUGAGAGUCACCUGGAUGGCUUGUUGUAUUUGUGGCAAAAUGCAAGCACAGAGAGGGUCAAGGAGGAAAUGAUCGACCUCCUUCACCUUCUGGUGCUGGUUCAUCAUCCCGCUGGGGCCGCCACUGAGGGAGAGGGAGCUUAUGCUCAUGACUGGACUCGCUGGAAGGUACACCUGGCUUCUUUACACGAGUCAAUCGUUGCUGACAUAAACGAAACUGGAGGCAGGUUUAGAUUCAGUUCCGGUUUGAAAGUCAGUAUUUUGAAACAGCGCUACAUAGACCUAGCAGUUGCUGUGUUCAAGCAGCUGCCGGGCCUCAUCCCAGCGUCCCCAGAGGAAGUGGUUGCGUUCACGCAGGUGUCCCAGAUGGGCGACCGAGCGGGAGCGACGCCUGCCAAGAGACAGAGGCUGUCGGUGGAGAACAAGCCUCUCGUGGAGCUCGUCAAGACUUGUUCCAACUCACUGCAAGCUGUGCCCUGGCUUCAGAUUCUGUGUGCGUUGUUGCGGCGUCACUCGGAGUCGUUCAGCAGGAAUGGGCUGGUCAACGCCCUGGGAGUUCUGGCUUUGCUACUUCACGAAUGUAAAAGGGGCCAGCUGUUCACAUAUGUGUUUGAAUGUCUGUCCGCCCUGACUGAUGCUUCCGUACCAAGUGACCGCGAGACGGAGAAGAUUUGGCUCUCGGUGUGGUCAUCUUGCAGUGGCACCAUCAACUCCCGCCAAGCCGAGGUGGAAGGUUACCAGGACUUUGGCUUCCAGCUGAUGGCGGGCAUGUUGUUUCAAGGCCUGGUGCGUCCGGGGAAGGAAAUCUGGAACCUCUUCCUGCCCAACUUCAGUCAUCCAAGUCCCUCCUCUGACGGUCUUCUGACAGCUCUCGUCCACUCGCAAGGUCUCGCAGAAAACUACUGUCCAAAUAUACUGGGUUCGUCUUCAAUGUCGAAGACGCAGGGCGCUUUCCCUCUCCGCACACUCCUGGUUAACUGGCUUCUCUCCCAAGCCAUGGCGGAAAAUCUCGAAGCGUCUGCGAGGAACCUCACUCCCACCAGGACUGCUCAACUCAUCUAUGCCCUUGCUCUCCAGGAUCCUCUGACGGUGAUGAAACAGUUUAAAGAGGAUAACCACCAGGAGGAAGAUAUUUCUCAAAUUGAGAAGGUGCACCUGAGAACGGCGUUUGGUUCCUUGAAAAGUUCGGCUGAGUCGAGGAAAUCUGUUGGUAGUAGAGAAAGAAGAAGAGAAGAGUCGGAAGAUAACAACCCUCAGGUGGACAGUGUGGUGGAACAUGUUCUCAAAACCCUCGGCACAAUCUCAAGAUCCCUCUCUGAGCUUCUGGAACCUUCCGUUGAGACGAUCGAGUUUCUGGCAUGGUACAGCUGUACUGUAGUGAAGCUACUGUUCUACGUGGGCCCGGACGGGGUGCCUGGGACGCGACUCAAACAGUUGGUGAAGGUCGCUCUGGAGAAAUGCACAGGCCACUUCGUGAACUAUGUCAAGAAAAAAGGAACUUGUGGUUUGCUGCCGGCUCUCAAGGUGUUUCACGAAAUGUUCUGGUUCAAGGGCAUGACCUCUAUGCGAAUGUUCUGGGUUGUGGAGGUCAUUCGUUGUGACCUCUCCGCGGCUUUUGUGGAUCUCGUGGUUGAUAUGGCCAGUGGAAAGUUGGAGAAGAAAAGGGAAGUGCGGCCAUCUUCUCACAGGAACCGAUACGACCGCCACCGACAGUUUGAGUGGAACGAACAGCGAGAGGGCUCUAGUCAUCGCGGACGGGAAAAUGACCUUGACUUUGACCUGGAGCCUCAGCGUGCGGACCUGGACCCAAGAAAUGGUGCGAGCAACACAGAUCUGGAUUUUGAUGAGAGGGACGCCUCGACCAAUAACAACACAACGCUUCCUGCAGCUGCAGAUGACAACCACCAGUUCCUUGGGGAGGAUCUUCUUGUGGAGGCCCAGAAGGUUCGACUGGCUUGUGUGAAACUCCUGUGUGGCUUGAUCUCUUACGACCGGCAGUUAUCCGAGUCGGAGGAAGUGCCGGUGCGGGCAGAGAUGGACAUCGGCCAUCUGAAAGAACAGCUGUUUGCCUUGGUGGAGGGGUUGGAGCCGAUCAAACCGGUUUUUGUGCAUACACUGAUCACCAUCACGGAGCAUGUCCUCACCCCGGUCCACGUAAUCAGCGGCGCAGACGUCAAGGCUUUGCUCAAAGCGUUCAAACUGACAGCCAAGAAUCUGGCCCAAGACCAGCGCGUGUGCUGUGCUAUCCUGCAGUGUUUACAGAAGGUGAUCCCUCAUCUUGCAGAGAAGGAAGAAAUGCCCAGCUCUGACAUCAAGCUGUGCCGAGAUAUGUUCUUCAACUUUAUGACAGAUUUUGGAUCUUUAGCCUCAGAGGGAACAGUGCAAUUGAAACUGGAUCUUGCCAAGACACAUCUGGAGCUUUUGAAGUAUGACAGAGCCUGUGCGUGGGGAACUAUCAAGGUCCCCCAAUCUGGAGAUAGUGGAGACUCCAAUGGGUUCAGCCUGUGCACAGUAUCCCAGGUGUUCCCAGAUUUUCUCAGAGACGAAAUCGUGGAAGUUUCCUUAUUUGUUGCAGAAAAUGUCAGCAGUUUGUUCACAAAAUUUGCUGUGGAUGGAACAGAGAUGCAGGAGGAAAAGAGAACACAAAAUAAGGCCUUUGACAAUUUGUUCUUGAUAUGCAACGACUUCCUAAAUAUACGGGGUAGCCCGAGCCCCGUGCGGCGUGCAGACAUGGAGAGGAACCAGCAGGCGGCCUGUCUGUACACGCUGACCUCUAUCAUCUGCUGCAGCCCCAUCUGUGAGAAGUCGUGUCUGCUGGCGCUCUGUCAGGUCGUGGCCGACGAGAGGGUGCACUUGAGUCGGGCCCGAAAGGCCCUGGAUGUGAUCAGCGGGAACCUGGGCUACUCGAGCUCCCAGGACUACCUGAAGUGUCACCUGCCGUACUUGGUUCACAACUGGCUCGCGGAGGAUAUGGUGAACUCUCCCGUGGCCGAGUUUCCCUACCGUCUGCUGGGUCACACCACGCUGGAUGAAUUUGUCAGGGCCAACCAAGACCUGAUAGUGUCGGAGAUCCUGGUGACCCAGCGCAGCCUGACAGACCUGGAGAGUUUGCUGACCAGUGUCCAGUGCGACGUCCGGCCCAGCCUGAGGCGGGCGCUGCCCGUGGUCCUGGUGCACAUCCUGCCGUGCUUCGCAGUCAAGGUCAUGGAGGAGGAGAGGGGGACGUCCAGUCAGCCCUCGGUGGCUGCCAGGCAGUCUCAGAGAGCUGCCAAGUGCUUCGACAUUGUGAAGGAGAGACUGAGUGAACAGGACAUCAACGAUUGCAUUUUCCAAAAUCUGGGCAGUAUUGUGGUGGGCCUGCUCAGCUCCUUGCACAUCUCGAAUGACGCAGCGUCUGGGGCGCUCUCCAGCAUGAUCUACCCAGAGCCGAAUCCUCCAUUCUACAAUCAGCGCACCAUCCAGGCCACUCUGGACUACAUGGCGCAGAACUUCACCGUGGCCGAGGGCGGCUCCGGCAGGGGCACUUCCCUCAUCACUGUCCUGGCCAAAGUCCCGGACGGCCUGCAGAGAGUCUUGCUGUCUCUGUCCACGUUGAUGUGGUGUGAGCACCGCCCCCACGAGAAGGCGCGUGCCCUGCACAUGUAUGGACUGUUUGUGGGCAUGGUGCUGGGGGAGCUGGCCCAGGGACUGGACGGGGGGUGGGCGGCGGUGGUCAGGGACGUGGUCACCCGUCUGCUCAUCUUGCUGGGCUCCAGUCUAAAGACGUCGUUGGGCCAGGUGGUGAGCCCAGGCUUUGAGGAGGAGCUGAUCCUGACAGCUCUUCACAUCCUACAACGUGUGUGCGCCGAGACGAUGAAGAUCUGUCCAGACGAGUUUGCCAACUAUGCUCACCAGAUAGUGGACACAGUGGUCAGCGCUGUGGGGAAGAGCGAGGCCAUCAGUAAAGCCGCCGUGACCUUGUUGCGUGCUGUCCUGAGUUCUUCUCCAAACAACGAAGAGCUGAAAGCGUCUCUGAGGACCCUGAACCCACUGCCUCUCAACGUGCCCAGUCUGGAUGAGCUGAGAGAGGGCAUGGACACUCUCUGUGGAGAGCAAGGACUGCCUCUUGUCCUGCGUUUGCAAAAUCUGCUCCAAGCAAUCUCCUUCAUGUCUGUCGUUCCGUCGCACGGACUGGUUCUCCGACUGAAUCGGCUCACGAGGGAUCUUUUGACCGAGCGCAGGGAAGUACUUCAGAUGGCUGUCGGCUCAGAAGGGUUGUGCUUACUGAAGAAAGUGGUGUGUGCUCUGCUGUCCCUCACCGAGUGGGAAAACCAGCCUCUUGUUGCUGCCGCGGGGUCAUGCCUGGGUGCCAUCGGCCCGGUUGACCUUCAGACCAUGACCUUGCCGGCAGGCCUCGGGAACUCAAGUUCAUCCAUCGCCAUGGAAACCUUCAGGAAUCAGGAGUUUGAGAAGUACUGUUGGCUCAUCCAUAAGCUGGAUGAUUGCUUACUGGAUAAAAGUUUAGAGGUGGUGAGAACCGCGGGGGAGAUCCUGCAGUCUGUGUUCAGCACGGCCUCCUGUGUCAGGUUUGAGGCGGAGUACAACAAGGCCCUGCGCUCCAAGAGCUUCGUCUUCUUCUAUCUACAUCCUUUCAAGAGAAAAACUCCGAAGCUCGAUAAAAUGGCCCCCCCACCAGCCCCGUCCAAGAAGGAUUCCCUGACGCCUGACACGCUGGACAACCAGGACCUGUGGCUCGGUGUCAGCGGGAACUCUCCGCUGUCGCACGAAGAAUGGAUCCGGAACUUGACCACGGCUCUGCUCCGCUCUGGGGCCGUACAGGAUGAGAUGCUGGCCAAGAUAGAGCCCAUGUGUGCCUUCAAAACCCAGUUCUGUGAAGAGGCUUUGCCGUACUUGGUACAAGACAUCCUUCUACAUGGUGGAGAGGAUUUUCGCAGAAUUCUUUCGUAUCACUUCACAUCCUUCUUCCGAUCUCACUGUGCACACAAGGAGUUGGGAAGCUCGUCAGCAGAGACCCGACCUUUGACCCUGAGGAAAAGAUCUGUGCAGACGAUGCUGAGGGUGGUGCAGUUCCUGAGGAAACAGACUCGACCCGCCCUGAAACGUGGCGUGCCUCAAACAGAGUGGCAGAACAACUUCUGGCUGGACGUGGAUUACCUCGAGGUGGCCAGGGCAGCUCAGUUCUGUUCCGCUCACUUCUCUGCCAUUCUCUUCACGGAAAUCUGGUGGGAGCGUGUGAGGGAGGAGACGUCUCUACCCUCCACGGGCUCCAGCUCCCACACACAGAGUGACAGCCAGCAGUCGGCCCUUGACCCCUUGACCCAGGUCAGCUCGCAGGGUUCAGGAGGUCAGGGUGCCCAGAGGCUGCUGCUGGAGGUGUACUGGAGCAUCGGGGACCCGGACGGGAUCUACGGCUGUGGGGCCGGGCGCCAGGCGGAUCCCAGCACGAGAAUGCAGACGUACCUCCAUGAGCUCCAGUACGAGAGAGCCCUGACCACUCAGGACAUGGCGGUCACUCACGGGACGACCUCAUCUCCCAUGUCUUUGUUGCAAACCCUCCACAUGUGUGGUAUGGACUACAGCCUACAGGGCUGUCUGGAGGGCCUGCAGAGACUGGCCGAGUAUCCCCCUCCUCCCGUUCCCCCCACCUCCACUACAGAGCAGACCUCAGCACUGUCGGCCGCGGCGUUGUACAACUGUGCCGAGAUAGAAGAGCUCCAGUUCCAAGCGGCGUGGGAGCUGGGGCGCUGGGACAUCCGGGAAACGCUCAAGCAAAGCAGGCCGGAGAGCUAUCACCAAUCCGUGUACAGAGCUCUGAGUUCUCUCAGGGAUGGACAUCUGAAAGUUGCUGAGCACGCUGUCAAUUCUGCAAGGAUGAGUAUCAUGGCACAGUUUGAGUGUGGAGCAGAGAGCUGUGAGAGCCUGUACCCGUUCCUGUCGCAGCUACAGUGUCUCAGCCAUCUCGACCGGGCCGUGCAAAGCUGUGCUCGUGUGGGAGACAGCAGCCCGGAGGAAUCCACACUGGGUCAGCAGCUGAGUUGGAGCGUGUCCCAGCGCGGCAGGGGAGCCGUCAACUUCAAACACGAGCGACCGUUGCUGCAGUUGCUGUCCUCUCUUGGUGGCGCCCUGAGCAACCGCGGGGAGGGAGGAGGAGGAAGAGGAGGUGGAGAGGUGCUGGAGACCACAGCUCUGUGGACUUUGGCUGUGUCUGCCCGGAAGGCUGGACAGUUUCAGCUGGCAGAGAAGGCGGUCUACGAGCUGAAGAGAAAAGCGAGCCUGAUCGUGCACGUGGGUGCGGAGAAGUUACAGCUGGAGGAAGCGCGGCUGUUCUGGGCGCGGGCCGAGAGCAAUAUCGCGCUCAACAUCAUGCAGAACCUCAUCAAAGAUAUGACACAGGAUGUGAUAGCCAAGAACCCCCCGCUGUAUCCAGAGGUUCUGAGCACAUACGGCAACUGGCUCGCAGAGACCAAAUCGGAGACCCCAAGUGUCAUCAUCAGUGACUUCCUGCAGAAGACUGUGGACACUAUCCUAGAGCAGUCAUUAUCAGAGGACAGCAGUGCGAGUUCAUGGACUAAAACAGCCUUGGAAGGAUUUGCGUCGCUCGCCCGUUUUGCCGACGAGCAAUACCAACUGCUGGCCGACUACAUGAAGUCUCCCAUGUACGAAACCAAGCGAGACCUACUGCGGCGCUCGCGCUCCGAGCUUGAGGAGUGCCAUCAGUUCAAAGGAGCAAGCAAGUAUCUCAAAGUGAUGGAAAAGACCUCUGCUAUUGAUGAACAAGAGUUGGAAGCCCUGGAAAACGACUGUCAGAGAUAUUUGCAUCAGGCUCUGGAGAACUACUUGAGAUGUCUGAAAACUGGUGACCUGUAUGACCUAAAAAUUUUCCGAGUUGUAUCCCUGUGGUUUGACAACUGUUCCAGCUUGGAAGUUAAUCAAAUGAUAGAGGAUUACUCUGCCAGCAUCCAGUCCCACAAGUUCUUGCCUCUGUACUACCAGCUGGCUGCUAGGAUGAGCACCAGACCUACGGACGGAGGUCACUUUCAAGCCGUUUUGGCCAAGCUAAUGGAACGCGUCGCCCAGGAACACCCGCACCACGCCCUGUGGGUCAUCAUGGCCCUCGCUCACGCCUACAAGGACGACGAACUGCUGCAAAAAGACAAACCCUCGAGGAUGAGGAAGAGGAAGAGUACAGAGGAAGAAGAAGUGGCUGAAGAAGACCGUAUUCAAGCUGCCAAAAUCCUCAUAGAACAGCUCAAAGGUUCUGAACGUCUGGGAGAAAUCGUCAAGAACAUGGAGCUGCUGUGUGUGGCCUAUAUUCAGCUGGCCAACUGGUCCGUGGAGCAAUACAAGACGGAGAAACGUCCCGUGCCUCUGCUCAAGCAGCUCAUGAUUACCAAGAUUUCCAGACUGGACAAUGUUCAGAUGCCAUCCGUGGAGCUGAAGGUGGACCCCAGUUCCCAGUAUGAAAACUUAGUCUCUGUCAAGAAAUUUGGUGCAGACUUCCGUCUGGCUGGAGGCAUCAACCUGCCCAAGAUCAUCACGUGUACGGGAUCUGAUGGGAGAGAGAGGACACAGCUUGUUAAGGGUCGGGAUGACCUGCGACAAGACGCGGUGAUGCAGCAGGUCUUUGCCCUGGUCAACCAGCUCCUGGGCAGAAACUCGGAGACUCAUCGCAGGCAGCUCAGUAUUCGCACUUACAAGGUGGUGCCCCUGAGCCAGAAGUGUGGUCUGCUGGAGUGGUGUGAGGGGACCAAGCCGCUGGGAGAGUACCUGAUUGGCUCGCCGUCGGCGAAAGGCGCGCACACUCGCUACCGACCCAAGGACUGGCUGUUCAAAGACUGCCGCCUACAUCUUAGUGGUGCGGGCAACAAUCCUGAGAAGAGGUACAAGGCGUACCAAGAGAUCUGCAGCCACUUCAAGCCUGUCUUCAGACACUUCUUUAUGGAGAAUUUCCCGGAACCCUCCACGUGGUUUGAGAGAAGGCUCGCCUACACACGCAGUGUUGCGACCAAUUCUAUAGUUGGCCACAUCCUAGGGUUAGGUGAUCGCCACUUGAUGAAUAUUCUGAUCGACCUCCAAACAGCUGAGCUAGUCCACAUUGAUCUGGGCAUUGCCUUUGAACAGGGCCGCAUUUUGCCCACACCGGAGACUGUCCCGUUCCGACUGACCCGAGACAUCGUGGACGGCAUGGGAAUCACUGGGGUGGAAGGAGUCUUUCGCAGAUGCUGUGAGAAAACCAUGCAGGUGAUGAGAGGGAACUCGGAGGCCUUGCUGACCAUUGUCCAGGUCCUGCUGCACGACCCCCUAUCUCACUGGUCGCUCUCACCGCAGCAGGCUCUGACCAUACAGAGGAAAAGAGAACACGUGAAUGCAGACACCAUGGACAUGACCAGCAGUGGGACUGUGCCAUCCAGCGGUCAAGUUGCCGGCCCGUCGGUGGUGCCUCGACAGGAUGGAGCUAACAACAACCACCAGGAUGCCCAGGAGCGACAGAACAAGCUGGCUGAGCGGACCCUGCUGAGGCUGAGGCAGAAGCUGGCGGGUCAGGAGGAGCGGGUGCCUCUCAGCGUCUCCGGCCAGGUCACCCUGCUCAUACAGACGGCCAGUGACCCCAGGAAUCUCUCCAAGCUGUUUGCUGGAUGGCAGCCUUAUCUCUAGUAGUCUCGCCUUCGCCUUGUCUAAAAGCGCAGUGAGAAUAGUAACCUAUGGAAAUGUGCUAUAUGAAUGCCAUGUAUUGUUAUUAUUAUUAUUAU